CUCAAUUUAUAACGAAUGUCACUGGGCUGUGAGGAAAUAGAAGUGUAUUGCAAAGAAGCGACAAGUUUUCCGGUGCGCAUUUUAGACAUCGCUGUGUUGCCAACCGCGUCGAGGGAGAAGAUGCUGUCCCGCAGAGCCUCGGCGUUCGGGCGGCGGCUGGCCCGGACGUUCACCUCCGCCUCUGCCAAGCCGUACGCAGUGCCGGAAGGACACUGGGGAGCCAACAGAGCUGCUCGACUAGAGUUGGCAGCAGCCUACAGAGGUCUGGACCAGCUGGGGUUAAAUGAGGGCGUGUGUAACCAUCUGAGUGUGGUGGCGCCGCGGGCAGAUGGCGCGGGCGAGGCCAUGCUGGUCUUCCCUUUCGGUCUUCACUGGAGCGAGGUAACAGCAAGUAACCUAGUGAUGAUAGACCCCGACGCGGGCCUGGUGGAGGGCGACACGGACCCCGAGGUCACGGCGUCAUGCAUCCACCUGGGCAUCCGCAUGGUGCGCCCGGAAGCCAAGGUCAUCAUGCACACCCACCAGCCCCAUGUCACGGCCUUGGCUUGUCUCAGAGAUCCACAACUACUGAUGAUGCACCAGAAUUGCUUGAGAUUCUACAACAGAAUUUCCCACGACAGAGAUUACGGGGGCCUUGCGGUCGCUCUCGAAGAAGGCAAAAGGCUGGGGAAAGUUUUAGGAAGCAAAGACGUCCUCUUCAUGGGCCAGCACGGGGUCCUCGUCGUUGCUCCUACUGUGUCCAUGGCGUUUGACCAUCUCUAUUACUUGGAGCGAUGUGCGGAGCUUCAGAUCCUAGCGCUGGCGACGCAGAAGGAGGUGGAGCUCAUCCCGGAGGCGCACUGCCAGCCCAUGUCCGACGUCUUCUGGAGGGACAUGCAGAAGUACGCGGACGCCCACUUCUACUCCAUGUACAGGCGGCUCCGGAAAACUCAGCCGGAUUUUGAGCUGUAGAGGAAAUGCAAUAAAGGGGAUAGAGGUAGAAA
Molecule: messenger RNA, 983 nt
Organism: Penaeus vannamei (Pacific white shrimp)
Lineage: Eukaryota; Metazoa; Arthropoda; Malacostraca; Decapoda; Penaeidae
Product: putative aldolase class 2 protein RP493
Cellular component (GO): cytoskeleton
Molecular function (GO): actin filament binding
Source: RefSeq, a predicted model, not a curated record